Molecule: messenger RNA, 1107 nt
Organism: Saccostrea echinata
Lineage: Eukaryota; Metazoa; Mollusca; Bivalvia; Ostreida; Ostreidae
Exons: 6
Coding region: 1-1107 (368 amino acids)
Source: RefSeq, a predicted model, not a curated record
AUGUACAAUUUUCGGCGCCUUCUUGUAUGUUCAUCUCUUUCAUUGAUAUUAGCUUUCACUUUUCAUAAUACUCGUCUGGAAAACCACGUAAUUCGCACUGUGAGCAACAUAGGCCCCUGUUCAUGUAAAUUGGAAUGUUACUCGUCAACAGACUGUGCGUCUAUCAACUAUAAAUGGGAAACUUUUCACUGCGAGAUCAGUGCCGACGACAUGGCAUUGGGUACAAUGCAAACGUCUGAGUUUUAUCACUAUUCAUCCCUUGACGACAUUAAACAAGAAUUCCCAGACCCCUGUUGUGGUAUAAAAUGUGGUCCACACAGUAAAUGCGUCCAUACGUUUAGUGGAAUUCAGUGCAUUACUUCAGAAUGCGGGGAACCCCACACCGUUAUCAAUUCGAACACGACUUUCCAGUCCAGCAAGCGUGCCUUUGGUACAGUGCUUAUCUAUCACUGUAACAACGUAUCGACACCUAGUGGUGACCUUACCUCUAUAUGUCAACUCAACGGAACUUGGUCCAAUGUCACGGGGAGAUGCGAAAAUAUAGUUUGUGGAGAAGUUCCCAGUAUACCAAACGGGAACCUGAGCACUGGAUCAGAUGUAUAUUCUUCUAUCCGGAACAUCACGUGUUAUACAGGUUUUAACCUGACAAAUACAACAAAUACGGUCACGUGUCAGUUAGACGGAGAGUGGUCCUCUGUCAAUACCGCCUGUGUCUACGAAUGCCCUGGUACAUUUUACCACGAUGAAGAAAAUAGACUUUGUAUACACUUUUCCAAUGAAUUGAAGACCUGGGAUGAUGCUGAUAAUACAUGCAAAACGUACUCGCAACGACUUAUAAAUAUCAACACUCCAGCACAAGUCACUCUCUUAAAGAACUAUCUAAGAAGCUUGGUGAGUGUAGAAGAUAACGAUGAUAUUUACAUUGGAGGGAAGCUGGAAGGUGACGUCUACAGAUGGGUGGUCACCGACCAAAUCAUAGACUCCUCUGUAUGGGAUGAUGGGUAUCCGAGUGCUAUGAAAAACUGUACUCUGUUCCAUGACACUCAGCAUCUCAGGGACAAAGAGUGUACAAAACUUUACAAGUUUGCCUGUGGAGCUUUUUAUUAA